This is a messenger RNA of Equus quagga, 1724 nucleotides long. RefSeq names its product steroid 5 alpha-reductase 2 (gene SRD5A2). Lineage: Eukaryota; Metazoa; Chordata; Mammalia; Perissodactyla; Equidae. The record is from RefSeq and is a predicted model, not a curated record. Gene Ontology annotation, cellular component: membrane. The coding region runs from base 38 to 664 and encodes 208 amino acids. The transcript is spliced from 4 exons. Gene Ontology annotation, biological process: steroid biosynthetic process. Gene Ontology annotation, molecular function: 3-oxo-5-alpha-steroid 4-dehydrogenase activity.
UGCGCAGGCGGUGGCCACCGGCGGGAAACACGUCGCGAUGCCCGUUCACUGCCAGCAGAGCCCGGUGCUGGCAGGCAGCGCCACUUUGGCCGCCCUGGGGGCGCUGGUUCUGUACCUCGCGAAGCCCUCCGGCUACGGGAAGUACUCGGAGAGCCUGAUGCCCGCGGCUAUCCGCCUGCCCGCCCGCGCCGCCUGGUUCCUGCAGGAGCUGCCCUCCUUCGCGGUGCCCGCAGGGAUCCUCGCCAGGCAGCCUCGCUCUGUCUUCGGCCCGCCUGCGACUGUGCUUCUGGGCCUCUUCUGCGCACAUUACUUUCACAGGACAUUUGUUUACUCAUUUCUCACUAGAGGGAGGCCUUUUCCAGUUGCAUUCCUUUUCAGAGGCUUUGUCUUCUGCGUGGGAAAUGGACUCCUCCAAGGCUACUACCUGGUUUACUGUGCUGAAUAUCCUGCUGAGUGGUACACAGACCUACGGUUUAGCGUGGGUGUCUUCUUAUUUCUCUUGGGAAUGGGAAUCAACAUUCAUAGUGACUAUAUAUUGCGGCAGCUCAGGAAGCCUGGAGAAAUCAUCUAUAAAAUUCCACAAGGUUCUACCUCAAGAUGUUUGAGGACUACCCCAAAUCUCGGAAAGCCCUCAUUCCAUUCAUCUUUUAAAGAAACUAAGUGAAAAAAGAACAGCUCUCACAAUACUGUUGAAAACCAUCAAGCUGCUGAACUUGUAACUUUUAAGAGUUUGAAUGACCACAAAGAAAAAGGCAUGACUCUGAAUGGCUACAGAGAGAGCGAAUAAGUGAUUUACAACAGACACUGCAAACUUGUAUAUUCUUGGAAACUGGUGGAAAUAUCCAAAUAACGAGGGAGUAUCAAGUAAGGGGGACUAGUGAGUAAGAGCGUGUGCUUCUUGCCUUAACGAGGCAUCACUGACGGUGACAGUGGAGCACAUCAGAAGCACCCAGCAGCUCUUCUCUUCUGGAUGUCUUCAUCACGGUCCUCAGGAUCUGGUCAGGAAGGCAUCUCCCAGGGUGACUGGAACCUCAGUCUUCAAAGUUCCCAAGGGCACAGGCAGAAACCUGCGACUGGAGGGACACCUCUGGCUCGGACAGUGUUUACACAUAGCUUGAUCUUCUUUUUUUACAUUCAAAGUUUCCAAAAUUUAAAAAUUAGCAGGUUUCUACAUUCCAGUGUCCUUUAGAAAGUUGGAGGAUCUGGGCCCAUGGAGCCUGCUAAGAAUGGAGCCUGGUCAGCUAGGAUGCAUUAGUCUGCAGCCUCUGUGGAGGGCUCACCCUGGCGUGGGUGCUGGGACGUCGAGCUCUCUAAGGAAGGGGCAGAACACUCGUGAUCAGAAUGUUCGAAAAUAUUCGUCUCCUCAGGCCUCGGUUUGUGGCAAAUGUUGGUAAUACUUGGCAAGCCCUUUUGAGAAAUGGGCACCAGUUUCCUCAGAUGAGAUGCUCAGUACAGAAAUUCACUACAUAAGACACAUAGGACACUUGAAAGAUCUGAGGAGGAUGUAGAUCACUGACGAAGGCAACUUGUAAUCAUAUAAAUAAGUGUUUUGCUGUUUAUUAAAUGCGUCUCGAAUCAUGGAUAUUAAGUAAUUUUGUUUGAAUUAAAAGAUCCUUGGACUCAUGAAAAUUGUUAUAAGGUGUUGGGCUGUAUCUUUCCCCCUUUUUUCCUGUUUCUUUUCAGUGUUGCUUACUUUUUUCUCUUCUGUCUUCAUUUUGCCAACU